Thamnophis sirtalis is the source of this 949-nucleotide messenger RNA. The record is from RefSeq and is a predicted model, not a curated record. Lineage: Eukaryota; Metazoa; Chordata; Lepidosauria; Squamata; Natricidae.
GCUCGGGUGGAGAGAGCCGCCGUCGCCGCCUCCCGGGCUGCGUGAGAGGAUUUCCCCGGUGGUUGCGCCUCCGUCGCGGGCCGUCACCAUCCCCGCCGCCCGGGCCUGCUCGGCCCCUGCCGCCGUUGGAGCCCCGGCAGGGAAGUCCCGGGAGCCGCCGGGACAGCCGGAUCAUGUCCGGCCGCAGCCAGAGCACCAAACUGUCCACGACGGAGCGCCUCGUGAAAGCUGUUCCUUUCCCCCCAACUCAGCGGCUAACCCUCAAAGAAGUUUUUGACGAUGGGAAGCCCCGGUUAGAGAUCUUAAAAAACCAUUUGGUGAAAGAAGGGCGCCUGGAAGAGGACGCAGCACUGAAGAUAAUCAAUGAUGGAGCUGCCAUCUUGAAACACGAGAAGACAAUGAUUGAAGUGGAAGCUCCAAUCACAGUGUGUGGUGACAUUCAUGGGCAGUACUUUGACCUGAUGAAAUUGUUUGAAGUCGGUGGAUCACCCAAUAACACACGCUACCUCUUCCUGGGAGACUACGUGGACAGAGGCUACUUCAGUAUAGAGUGUGUGCUGUAUUUAUGGAGUUUAAAGAUAAACUUCCCCAAAACCCUUUUCCUGAUCCGAGGGAACCACGAGUGCAGGCAUCUCACAGAAUAUUUCACCUUCAAACAAGAGUGUCGAAUCAAGUACUCAGAGCGGGUAUAUGAUGCAUGCAUGGAUACAUUUGACUGUCUUCCUCUCGCAGCCCUCUUGAAUCAACAGUUUCUGUGUGUGCACGGAGGGCUCUCUCCUGAAAUCACAUGUCUAGACGACAUUAGGAGAUUAGACAGGUUUAAGGAGCCUCCAGCCUUUGGUCCAAUGUGUGACCUACUGUGGUCUGAUCCAUCAGAAGAUUAUGGCAAUGAGAAGACCUUGGAACACUUCACUCACAACACUGUUCGAGGUUGCUCCUAUUUCUACAG